ACAUGUUACACUAUCAUCAUCAGCACUUUCGUUGGUAUGCGUUAUUUGUCUAGGACCGUAAGCUCCCUUAGGCCAAUGGGAGCUGACGUUUUGGUCACGAGGAGUGACGUAUGGCCGGCUUUCGUUAUUUGAAGAAACUGGCGGAAAACACGGAGUAGAAAAGAAGAGAUUCAGUCUGAAAGAUAACCGUCUCCGGGGUCAACUACCCGGACCCUUUCGGCUGCACAAUGUCGGAACUGGAUGUUACCCAUUACAGCUUUUACGUCGACGAAGACGACGAGAGCAUUCUGAUUAAUGAGGAAAAGCUGAAGUCGUCUGGACUUCCCUACGUCCGGCGUUACCGUACAAAAAGCUGUAACAGCAGUCCGGCCAGCAGCGCGGCCCCUGAAAUGAGUCGCUACAACGGGUCUGCGGACAAUUCGCUGUUCGCGGCUGACGGGUCAGCACGCGACGGUGGGUCUUCGGCCGACGAUUGUAUCGAUGGCCUGAAUAAACUGAAGCUUUCCAACAUCGAUCAAGACAAGGAAAACAGAGAACCUUCUCAACCGAAAGAGGUUGUACACCUUUUCUCCGAGAAAUGUCAGCGAACUUUGAGCCAUAACGAACGUAUGGAAGCCUGCGCCGAGCCCGAAGGUGACAUUCUGGCGCAGUAUUUGGAGCCGCAGCACUGUGAGCCAGUGACUCGUCAAGGAACUUUGGAACAGCCAAGCAAGCAGAACGCUUGCGAAGCGCAGCUAGGUGAUGAGGAUGGUAGUGUAGUGAUGAGUGCUCCUCUCGCCAUGUCCACACCGCGUCCCUCGAAAGUUUCGGGGCUAAACCAGCCGACCUGGCACGCGAGGGCCAACGCAGAGACAGCAGAAGUCGGCACUCUGCCAAGUCCCUCAACAGGAAAUGAACAAAACUUUUGCCGUGAAUUCUGUCCCCAACCCUGUGACCAGAUGUGUACGAAUGUGGUUGACCCUGUGAAACAGCGCCUGUCGUUUGGCUCCAGUGAAAGUACACAGGAAGCCAAGGCAGAACAUGCAUUUGAUAAUCAACUGUAUUGUAGUGGUGUCAAACCAUUGCCUUCCUCUAGUCACAUUGAAACUAAUCAAGAGCUUGUCGCACAUGUGCCCACUGAGAUCCUGGUGUGCGAUAAGAGUUUCAUUGUCUCACAAAAACCCGCCAAAGAGAAGCUUCAGACAGCAGCAUCAGUUGCAUCGUCUUACAGUGGGAAAAAUGAGCUGCAAAGCCCGGCAAUGACCACCUCAUCUUCCACAGAACACACAUUGAAGACUUCAGAUGAUGCUCUUGCAGAACAAUGCAAACAGGACUGCCCUACUCGUGUAGUCGCAAGUCUUGCCACAGAAUCCGAGUGCUUGCCCAUAGUUCUAAGUGGUGUGGAGAUGGCCUGUCAGACAUCUUUCUGCUUGGGUAAUGUUCCUACUGCAAGCACUGUCUGCAUUACACCAGUGAAGCCCUUUACCUCGCACAAGUCACCACAAAAGGGAGCUGCCAGUGCCCCUGCUAAGCCCUCUUUAAAUCGCCGAGAGAGUAAUCUGGCAGGAUCUGUUCGAGGCCGCUGUCGCACUCCAUCGAACAUACCAUUGCGGAGCUGGAAUUCACCCAUUGUUUCUACGAAGCCCAGGAAUACUGUGUUCAAGGUACCCACACCUGUAUCUGGAAAAACUCCAGGUAAAGCUCCAGUGAAGACUCCAGUCAAGGCUUCAGUAAACAGUCCAGUAAAGGUUGAGCAAGGUCAGGCCCGCCCUGGCACCCCACGGAGUGUUGGGAAGGGCGCACGGUCACCCUGGUCCGUCAUCAGCCCUGUUGCUCGGUACAUACACGAGAACCCAGCACCACCGCUGAUCCAGAUUGUGAGACCCCGAAAAUCUCCGUCAGCAAAAUCCCUGACAGCAGCCACCUCACCUGUUCACGUGUCCACUUCAUCAGCAUCUCCACGUUUGUGUACUGGCUCGCUGCCAGACAAACGCUACCAAACAUCAAACAUGGGAAUCCUUCAGAGGGCGGGUCUUGAUCCCAUGGUAAAGCCUUCCAAGCCUGUAGUCAUCAAGCACACAGUUUCCUCGGAGGCUCAUGACCACAGCGUCCCUGAAAUGGAGGCAUCUGUAAUCCAAGUCAUCCGCCACUGACCGUCGCCGGUGUUCAGCUGCUGUCAUGUCCAAAUCAAUGCAACUCGCACAAGUGUCAUG
Dermacentor silvarum is the source of this 2192-nucleotide messenger RNA. RefSeq lists its product as uncharacterized. NCBI's taxonomy places the organism in Eukaryota, Metazoa, Arthropoda, Arachnida, Ixodida, Ixodidae. The record is from RefSeq and is a predicted model, not a curated record.